Corylus avellana is the source of this 540-nucleotide messenger RNA. RefSeq names its product pyrophosphate--fructose 6-phosphate 1-phosphotransferase subunit alpha. The record is from RefSeq and is a predicted model, not a curated record. NCBI's taxonomy places the organism in Eukaryota, Viridiplantae, Streptophyta, Magnoliopsida, Fagales, Betulaceae.
UCCUUCAUUUCACGUUGUGUUACCACAAAGCAAAGACGAGAGUGCAGAAGUUUUAGCAAGACCAGUGGUUUUGGUGAAACGCAAGCAAAUGCUUUGUAACAGAAAUCCUGAAAAGUUUUUGAAGGACAAUUCCUAUCAAAAUCCAACACUCCCUCAGUUGGAUGAAUCAAAUCCUAAUAAUGACAUAGGUUUGUGCACAGAAGACCUUGUCUAUAUGGAGAAGAUAAAGGAGUUGCAGGAUUACCUCGACAAGGUAAAGAACAUGGUGAAGCCAGGUUGCUCACAAGAAGUGCUGAAGGUUGCCUUGAGUUCUAUGUCCUCACUCGUCAACUUCCUCUCCUCCAUGUCCACUAGACCAAAGCUCCACGCCUCGCUCUGAAAGGUUUUUAGUUUAUUUGUAAUGUUUAUGGGAUGAGCAAUGCUGUAUGUAUUUUAAGUGCUUAUUCCAUAAUGUGACAGUGAAAAUUACCAUUGAUAUAUCAUAUGCAGAUUAACCCGUUUAAAAUCUAAUGAUAAUUUUUACUACCAUGUUGCACUUAA